Amoebophrya sp. A25 is the source of this 4860-nucleotide messenger RNA. NCBI's taxonomy places the organism in Eukaryota, Dinophyceae, Syndiniales, Amoebophryaceae. The record is from the annotation of a GenBank genome assembly.
AGGCAUUCUCUUUUUUUGCUUUUCAUUGAAGCCCGCCAAACCCCCAAAUAUUUAUAUUUGAGUUUCGAUAAGUGGUUGUGGUUGCGCAUAUCAGUUGUACGAGAUAGGGACUGUUUACUAAAUAGCUCCUCGGUAUUGUCCUUGGAUAAUCUUCAUCAUCAAGUGGCUGCUGCAGUAUUACCGACAGGGGUCCUUGCUCUGGUGUCGAGUUAUUUGCGAUAAGUGAUGAAGCCACGAGACUAGCAAGGUCCCUUUUUUUUGAUUUGUUGAAUAGAUUCCCUCUUGAUUUCGUUGUAUUUUAUGUAGCGGGUUCAUUUUAGGCUGCGGCUUUAGAGAGAUCGAAUGAUUCCUAAGUAACUCAUGGCUGCCUUGACCUCGGUGGUUGACGUUGGUGUGCCUGAGGUAGAUUCGAGCCUGCCGCGAACGCGGGAAAUUCCGUCCUUAGUAUAGCGGUACUUGGUGUAUGAACGUCGGGGACAAGAGCAGCCGCCAGGAAGUUCCUGAAUUAAGAAUCUGAGGUGACGUUCGUGGCAUGCAGCAUAUUGGAACGGUGACACACCAUUUCUCCGAUGUAACGAGGACACAACAUAGUACCAUUAACUGAAGGGCUUUGGUUGACGGCUUCAGAACUCAUGAACUAGAACCUGCCGAUUCCCGGAGUUUUCUACCGUUCCUAACGAUCCGGAGCCAGAUUAUUCGCAAUCGAGCACGACACGAGGUUAUUGCUGGAGGACGUCGCAUUUUCCUUUUUCAUAGAUAAUUCUUGAGAUCAACAACAUGUCGAAGGCGGACAAGGGCAACAGUAUUCGCGUGUGCUGCCGCGUGCGGCCACUGAACGCUCGCGAGCUCGCAGAAGGUGCCGCAGCUCUCUGCGUCGACGUACCCAAAGACAAAGAUGGUGUCAUCGUCCAUAGGCAGAGCGGAGCCGAGAACGUAAGGGGUCUGGCCGAUGUGAGCACCACAUUCACGUUCGAUAAGGUCUUUCCGCUUACGGUCAAGCAGAAAACAGUGUACGAAUAUGCUGCACUACCAACAGUGCUUUCGGUAAUGGAGGGCUUUAACGGCACAGUCUUCGCAUAUGGCCAAACAAGUUCGGGAAAAACGUAUUUCUAUUGACUGCUCUAAAAUUUGAAUACGCAGUGAAGAAAAAAUCAUGAAAAUAUUUUGAGAUGAUUGAAGGUGCAAGUAAUUUGUCUAUUCCAAGGUAGCUAAAUAGAAUGAUCAUAAUUCUCUCAACCUCUAUUCUCGGCUUCUAGGCAUACGAUGCAGGGACCGGAUAUUCAUGACCCGGAUUUGCAGGGAGUUAUUCCGCGGAUGGUGUGGACGAUAUUCGAUGCUAUUUAUGGAGCGCCACCAACGCAUGAGUAUUUGGUCAAGGUGUCCAUGGUGGAACUCUAUAUGGAGAGAGUGAGGUGUCUUCUCGACCCUACGGGGAAGGAGAACCUAAAGAUCAAGGAGCGACCCGAUAAGGGUAUCUAUAUCGAAGACGUGACGGAAAGCUACGUUCAGUCGGAGCAAGAGAUUUUCGACGCGCUCCAGCAGGCGCAAUACAAUCGAACAAUUGGGUACUUUCUUAAACUUUUUCUCGAUUUUGUAAGAUACGAACUAGAAGAAGUUGCAUCGCACUGUUUAUUCGUCAACAAAACUAGCAAACUGAAUGUUGCGAAGAUCGGACAUGAUUCCUCUUGAUAAAUUUUCUAAGUAAAAUCCUUUAUUGAUUUCACAAAAUCAGGGCCACUGCGAUGAACGCGCAGAGUAGUCGCAGUCACAUGGUAUUUUUGGUCUCAAUUGAGAGCAAGGACACUGUGAAAAAAGUAGUGAAACACGGGAAGCUCUAUCUGGUCGAUUUGGCCGGUUCAGAGAAGAUCGCGAAGACCCAUGCGACUGCGGGGCGACUUGAGGAGGCGAAGAUGAUCAACAAAUCGCUUUCAGCACUCGGAAACGUUAUCAAUGCACUCACCGAACCCAAUAAAACACACGUGCCAUACCGAGACUCGAAGCUCACGCGCUUGCUGUCAGAAUCACUCGGAGGUAAAAAGGAUGCCACGUUAAUUAUAGCAGUGCUAAUUACGUUGUACUUUUCAGAAGUGUCCUACUAGGUACUUGGUUUUUUUUUUUACAACUACAAGAAGAAGCCUUUCGCUUGGAUUUCUUCUUCAUCCUUCUCCUUCAAGAAUGAAUUAUUGAACAACCUCAGGAAAUGCAAAAACGACGUUGAUUAUCACAUGUUCACCCGCCAACACCAACGACGCCGAAACAUUGAGCACAUUGAGGUUCGGGCAGCGAGCAAAGCUGAUCAAGAACAAUGCAGUUGCGAAUGAGUCGUUGAGUACUGCAUUUUCUAGAGAUCAUUUAGUUGGGCAAUUAAUGUGAAUAAGGGUAGUUUUUUUCUGAGAAAAAUUAACAUAGAAAAGCUGGAAAGAUAAAGCAACACGUUUGUGUUUAUGAUGUCUUGAGUACAAUGUCGUUUUCAAAAAUCGAAGUUCUUGAAGAACCCCCCCGGAUAAAAAAUUCAACCUUGGUGCUAAAAUUGAAUAGGUGUAGAGGCUUUGCAGGCGCAGGUUGCGACGUUAAAGGGUACGCUGGGUGGUGUUCGGGGACGCGUGAAGCAACUCGAAGCACUUCUGAAUGCGAAGGGAAUCCCGGUGCCUGCCGCAGACGAUAGUUUCCAGUGUGGAGACGGCGACGCGGAUGACGGCGGGCACUCGCCGAGGGCCACCGGGAUGAGCGCUGCAAGCCAAGGAGAAAUAGAUGAUCUCCAGAAGGAGAACGGCGAGCUGCGGAACGACAUGGAGGCUGCACAGAAAGCAGAACAGGCGGCGAAGGAGCAAUUGCAACAAGUUGCGGCAGAAAAAGAGCAGAGUAAGUACGAAAAAGACGAGUUGGCGGCCAAAGUGCACAGCAUUCAAGCGGAGCUGGCAACGCAGAAAGCGGAAGUAGAGUCCCUAAGACUCGAAAAGAAGAACCUGAAGGAGGAAGUUGUAGACGCAAAAGCACAAGCGAGAGCGGAGAAGGCAAAAGGAAUUGCCGCAAUCGCGAAAAAAGUGAAGGGCCAGUCCGCGUCCACGGUGGUCUCCAUAGCAGCCAGGGAACUCUUGAGCGAUGAUGAGACGCUCGACGAAAACAGCAAGAUGAUACUCGCAGUCGUCAAAGAUUUAGCCGAAGUACACUCUUAUUACCUUCAUCAAAGUUUCAAACUUCAAUUUGUCGUGUUUCUCUUUGUCUACUUUCUGAAUCACUUAUGCUGAAGUGAUGGCUAGUCGGUCCGAGGUCUUUGAUCAAUUUAUGAGAAAAAUUCGCAUAAGAGCUUAGAUUUCCAUCAGCUUCGAUAUUAAACUUAUUGUUUAACAACUUCUGAAAAUAACAGAGCCAAGUGAAAAUGGCUCGUGAGAACGAGUUUGCUCGGGCGGAUAGUAGCAAGCUAGCCGCAGGAGCGGGUGAGUUAGAAGGGCUCUUACGCGAAAAGGAUGCUGCUGUUACGAAGUUAGAAGUCGAUAUCGCAAACGAGCGAGAAAGGGUAGCGGACCUGCAAGAAAAGUUGAAAGAUGGGGAUAGACCUUUGAAGCGAAAGGUGUCGCAACUCGACAAGAAUCUCGAGCAACUUACGGUCAUGUACCACAAGCUUGUCUCGCAGAACUCGGGCCUCAAGGUAUUACAGCUCUAUUUGUUCGUUUUUCUGGCACCUCAGUAGAAGUUUUGUUCGCAGUGUUGGUCCUGGACACAUGAAUACAUUCACUCUUUUGAAGCAAGGAAUACUAAAGAUCUUAAUUUCUUGAAUACUACUUAAUCAAUCUCAUCAAUAUUGCUUUCUCAAAAAUCCAGGUUGAGUGCCAAGUGAACGAAAAGAAGGUGAUAAGGAAGGAUCAGCGUAUUACGAGCUUAGAGACAUCGUUGAGGGAGGCGAAAGGGAAAUAUGAGAAGCUGCUUACGCAGUGUGCGAAUCUGACGGCGGCCAUGGACUUGAUGGGCAAGAAAGAAAAUCGGACAACGCUGGGCGCCGGAAAGGCCCGCCUGAUGCGACCAUUGCAGGGUGGGCAGCAAGCACCUAGAAGAGUAACGGCUAGUAAAGCGGGCGACGACGAGCAGGACGAAGCGAAGGAUGCGGAGUAAACUUGCUAGACUUCAUCGUUGGAAACUGCUGUGUGGAGCAAAAGGCAGGAGCUUCUUCUUGAAUACUAAAUUUGGCUUAUACAACAUCCUCUUGUGCUGAAGAAAGACUCUCCGGUUGUUCAUCAUGGUAACACUUUCUGAUUUCUUUGCAUUAUAUCAGUCUGCGGAUGCUAGGCAGCUCAUAUAUUCGUAAGUAUAUCACAGACACCACAUGGUGGGGUCUUACGUUCUAGAGAUAAUAGAGUGCGCUCUCACUCUGCCCCCCUAUGAUGGAAAUGAAUACUUUUUAUCUGUAUUUCAUCAUCGAUACAUUUACAUAUCUUUUCUAAAAAAUAGCCCUGUCAGUGCUGAGUAAAAUUUUGGUAAUCUUGUUUACCUCCAACUAGCAAUUCUCAAACAGUUGUUUACCUUCGCCUAGCAAAAAGCGAACGACUGCACGCGGCGGUCGAGGGUUUACACCAGAGAAAGUGACAAAAAGCUGAAUACCAAUACAAGUCCGUGUGACAUCAACCGAAAAAAGUGACGUGAAUACCUUCAACAGAUACGGCUCAAAUGGCCUGCGACGAAAACGUGAUUACCUUCAACGCAAGAUGGAAAAGCAUGACGCGACUUUUGCUUACGCAUAGAUUGAAUUCCAAUUGUUUUUUAGAGUUAGACGCAUAAGUAGAACUUUCAACGCUUAUAUUAAACGGUAAAGAAUAAAAUGAAAAAGAAAUACACAUGACAAAUACAGGUUGGCGCCAUCUUGAG